GCCGAAAUGGACCAAUUCCAACAUUUAUAAAUGAAAUGAAAUGGGCAUCACCUUCUUUGCCAUUCACCAACCUCAUCAAAUUUAUUAAUACUAUAAUUAAAUAAGAAUUAAGACCAGCGAAAGAAACACAGCUUCCAGCGGUUUUUUCAAUAUUCAUUUCUGAUUUCUCUCUGUUUUUCCCUUCUCCACCUGAACAUCUGUUGAGAGAGAGAGAGAGAGAGAGAGGAGAGGGAGGCAGGCAGUGAUCUCCAGGGGGGAAUGCUGGAAAGGAUCAUUCUGUGUAAAUUGGGAAAAAUGUGGAAGGACGUAGGAACUCCAGCCGAUUCUUACUAUCAAGUGCGACCUGACUGCACUGAUGUACCCGAAAGCAAGUUUAGAAUCAAGGCUGGCAGAACUUUAAGUGCACGGAAAUGGCAUGCUGCUUUCUCUCCUGAAGGUUAUCUAGAUAUUGGAAAAAUUCUCAAUCGAGUCCAGCGUGGGGGUGUUCACCCAUCAAUUAGAGGUGAAGUUUGGGAAUUCUUAUUGGGAUGUUAUGAUCCUAGCAGCACUUUUGAGGAAAGAGAGCAAAUACGACAGCGUCGAAGAGUGAAAUAUGCAUUGCUGAAAGAGGAGUGCCGUCAAAUGUUUCCCUUGGUUGGGAUGGGGAAAUUUGUAACUGCGCCAAUUAUUACCGAAGAUGGUGAACCUAUACGGGAACCCAUUGUACUCCAACAAAUUGAUCUUGAAGAUGAACCUGCAUCUCUUUCAACAGGGAAUGAUGCUUCUAGUUCUGAAGUGCCGAAACUCUCAAAUGGAUGUGGUCCCAUGGACAAGAAAGAAAUCCAGUGGAAACUUACAUUACAUCAAAUAGGUCUUGAUGUAGUCCGCACUGACCGAACACUAGUGUUUUAUGAGAAGCAAAAGAAUUUGUCAAAACUUUGGGAUAUCCUGGCUGUCUAUUCCUGGUUUGACCCAGAUAUUGGGUACUGCCAAGGUAUGAGUGAUCUUUGCUCGCCAAUGAUUAUUCUUCUUGAGGAUGAGGCGGAUGCAUUUUGGUGCUUUGAACGCUUAAUGCGGAGACUGCGAGGAAAUUUCAGAUGCAUUGGGAACUCUAUAGGAGUGGAGGCACAACUUGGUAAUCUAGCUUCCAUAACACAAGUUAUUGACCCUAAGCUUCAUCACCACCUAGAAACCCUGGGUGGCGCAGAUUAUUUGUUUGCCUUCCGAAUGCUCAUGGUUUUGUUUCGCCGAGAAUUUUCAUUUGGUGAUUCAUUAUAUCUUUGGGAGAUGAUGUGGGCCCUAGAGUAUGACCCUGAUUUAGUGUCCACGUAUGAGGACGAUGAACUAACCCAGGAAAAUUCAGAGAGAUCUAAAGGGAAGGCCAAGUCAAGACGGCAAUGUGGAAAAUUUGAAAGAGAAAACCUGAGGAAUAGAGGCAAAAAUGCUGCUGCACCUCUUCCUAUUUCCGUUUUUCUAGUGGCCGGUGUCCUUAAGCAUAAGAGUUCUAAGUUAACAGAAGCUCGGGGCUUAGAUGAUGUUAUUAAGAUACUUAAUGACGUUACUGGUAGCCUGGAUGCCAAAAAAGCUUGCACGAGUGCUAUGAAACUUCACAAGAAAUAUCUGAAAAAGGCAAAACAUGAGAUUAGCCAGUGAAAAUUGAAAUCUUACGAGGUACGAGAAGCUCGGAUUUUCUGAAAUGUGAGAAGAACUUGGGUAUACUCAUUGUAUCCUCAGGGAGCAAAGAUGGCUUAGUACUGCUGUUGUGUGUGACACUAUUAAUUCUUUUGCAACUGGUAGGCGAUAUUCUUAUAUAGGUGUCAGUUGCUGGUCUGUAACUUAAUAUGUUUAAUCAAAUGAUAGUUAAGAUAUAGAAAGCGCUAAUUGUUUGUAAAAGAAAAUAAUUGACAUCAAUGAAAGAGCAUCAAAUUUUGAGCAUAACAA
Messenger RNA from Salvia miltiorrhiza (redroot sage), 1920 nucleotides. RefSeq lists its product as uncharacterized. The coding region runs from base 259 to 1632 and encodes 457 amino acids. NCBI's taxonomy places the organism in Eukaryota, Viridiplantae, Streptophyta, Magnoliopsida, Lamiales, Lamiaceae. Gene Ontology annotation, molecular function: GTPase activator activity. The transcript has 13 exons. Gene Ontology annotation, biological process: activation of GTPase activity. The record is from RefSeq and is a predicted model, not a curated record.